Molecule: messenger RNA, 1407 nt
Organism: Acomys russatus (golden spiny mouse)
Lineage: Eukaryota; Metazoa; Chordata; Mammalia; Rodentia; Muridae
Gene: Ldah
Product: lipid droplet associated hydrolase
Exons: 7
Coding region: 143-1120 (325 amino acids)
Biological process (GO): lipid storage
Cellular component (GO): lipid droplet
Molecular function (GO): lipase activity
Source: RefSeq, a predicted model, not a curated record
GGGAGCUGAGAAUUACCAGUGUCAGGAUAAUGGAGCUGUCAGCACCGCGAUACACAAUCGCUGAGCUGUGCCGUGCGGACCGCGAUGGUAUUAGACGCACCCCACCUGUGGCAGGGUCACCAGCGGUCCCCUGGCAAACGAAAUGGACUCAGAAGUUCAGGAACAAAUCCCGGUGCAAGAGGAACUCUUUCUCUGCAGUGGAGUUGAGGCACAGGUUAUAAAAUGUGGGCCCUGGACUAACCUUUUUGAUGAACAAGGUGUCAACAGGCCAAAAGUGCUUAUCCUCAUUAUUCCAGGUAACCCAGGCUUUUCCCCUGUUUAUGUGCCAUUUAUGAAGGCCCUGUACUGUAUGAUGAACAACCGCGUCCCAGUAUGGGUAGUCUCUCAUGCUGGGUUUUAUUCAGCUCCUAAAGACCAGAAGACUCUUACGGCACCAGAGGAGUCAAACGCUCAAGACAUCAAGGACAUCUGUGGUCUGAAUGGUCAAAUAGAACACAAAAUAGCUUUUCUGAGAGCUCAUGUGCCAAAGGACAUGAAGAUUAUACUCAUUGCCCAUUCCAUAGGCUGCUAUAUUUCUCUCCAUGUCAUGAAGCGUGUCCCCGAGAUACCCAUCAUCCACGCCUUUCUGCUGUUUCCAACUAUUGAGCGGAUGGCUGAGAGUCCCCACGGCAGGAUUGCCACCCCACUCUUGUGCUGGUUUCGGUACAUGCUCUACGCUACCAGCUACUUACUGCUUAAGCCGUGCCCUGAAAUAAUAAAGUCUUUCCUAACCGAGCAAGUGAUGGGGAAAAUGGGCUUCCAGGAUAAAAUUCCUAUGAAGAACUGUAUUCAACCAUACUGCUUCGCUAAUGCUGCCUACCUUGGGAGCCAAGAAAUGAUCCAGGUGGUGGAGAGAGAUAAUGAAAUCAUAAAGGAACACUUACAUAAGCUGACGUUUUACUACGGUCAGAAAGAUAACUGGUGUCCAGUAAGGUUCUAUGAAGACAUGAAGAAAGAUUUCCCAGAAGGCAACAUCCAACUCUGUAAGAAAGGAAUACCACAUGCUUUCGUUCUUCGUUGUAGCCAGGAGAUGGCUACCAUAGUUGCCAACUGGAUAAAUAACAUACUGCCCAAAAUAUAAAUACUGACCCAGGACAGAAGCAUCUACAGCCAGCACAUGGAAGCCGUAGAUGUGCUCUGCCUCGCGGGGGAUCAUUUAAUCUUUAUGCUUGAAAAGGAAAAGCGAGGCUCUCUUGCCUUAUCGACUGCCAACUCCCUCUGUGCUAAGACUAAAAUUACCCCAGCUGAUGACCCAUUCUAUGUGUUCCCUGACUCGGGGAACCCGGUGAUUUCUGUAAAGAUUCCUCUUUCUACAAGAAGCCCAACAGCACUGUGCAGUGUAGUUUGGCCAAUCAGAUCCUUAUAAGC